Molecule: messenger RNA, 5183 nt
Organism: Pseudopodoces humilis (Tibetan ground-tit)
Lineage: Eukaryota; Metazoa; Chordata; Aves; Passeriformes; Paridae
Gene: TACC1
Product: transforming acidic coiled-coil containing protein 1
Biological process (GO): nuclear migration; mitotic spindle organization; cerebral cortex development
Cellular component (GO): cytoplasm
Source: RefSeq, a predicted model, not a curated record
CGCAGUGAGCCCGGCGGGCAGCGGCGGCGCCCAUGGCGUUCAGCGCCUGGCAGAUCCUCUCGCCGGUGCAGUGGGCCCGCUGGACCUGGUCGGCGGUGCGGGGCGGGGGCAGCCCCGAGGAGGGAGACGGCGGGGCCGGUGCCGCCGAGGAGGAUGAUGGUGAUGAUGAGGAGGAGGACCGGGACCCGCCGGCGGGGGUUUCGGGCCUCGGCUUCAGCUCGGACUCCACUGAUAAUUUUGAGACCCCUGAAGCAGAAACACCAAGCUGCUCGCCACUCAAGGAGUUCUGCGAGCCACCGGGAUCGCCAGAGUCCGGGACCCAAGAGCCAGGUGACCUGCUGGUAGGGGAAGUCCACCGGGACAGCUCGCCUGGGAAGCACCCCAAAGAUGAGGCUCAAGCAGAGAUUGGAGCCCCUAAAGCCAGUUUGGAUGCUGAAGGGGAAGCUGAGCCCGACAAGUCGCCCCUGAUGCAGCCCCUGGCCGGGCUGGGCUGCAGGGCUGACCCUGGGCAGGCUGCUGUGCCCACUGUGCUGCCAGCCCCCGUGGCCCCUGUGGGCACUGCCACCCGGCCCAUGUCAGGAGGGGACACGGCUGACACCGGCACGGGGCCGGGGCUGGGGGCUGAUGGCCUGGCCCAGGAGCAGCUCGGGAAAGGGAAAACACCUUCACUGGCGAGGAAAACAGAUGAAGCCACGGAGGAGACACAAGCAUCCUACCAGCUUGACCCUGAGCAGCGUGACGGGAGUGCGAACCCCUUCAUUGCCGGAGCCUGCCAGCUGCAGAGCUCUCCCCCUGCAGCCCCACAAUGCUUUCCCCAUCCCGGGGAGCUGGGGGGGCACCUGGCUCUGGAGGCCCCAGGGCAGGUCCUGAAACCUGGGGCUGAUGUUACAGAAGCUAGAGAGAGCGUGGAGGCCAAGCCAGCUUCGCCCAGGAGGGGCAGCAGGAUCCCGGCCAGCAAGCUGACACCAAAGAGACACAGAGAGUCCCCCAGGAAAGCAGCUGAGGACGCAGAGAGGGGUCCCACAGAGCCACCUCUGCCCCAGGGCUCCUCCCAGCCAGGUCCCCCCUGCUGGGACAGCCCUGCUCUCAGCUCCCUCAGUGGCAGCUCAGCACUGCAAAGUUCGCCGGUUCUCCCCAAGGGUUCUUACCGGUUUGACCCCAAUAACUUUGACUCCAUGGAUCCAUUCAAGCCCACCAAGACACUUGCCAGCACCAACGCCGACUCUUGCUCCACUGCAGAUAACAGCCUCAAUGAAAUCCUCGAGUCUCAGACGCUGGAGAUGCAGGAUGAUGCCCUGAAAGGCACAGACUCCCCCAAGAAGCCCAAGUCACGGCUGAUAACGAGCGGCUGCAAGGUGAAGCAGCACGAGGCGCAGCCCCUGGUCCUGGACGUGGGCGCUCAGGAUGAAGGAGUGCUGAUCUCAGAAAUCCCAGCCAUUACAAACCGGGAUGGGCGUGCCACUGAUGAGGAGAAGCUGGCCUCCAGCAGCUCCAUGCAGAAACCAUCCGGGAUGGAGAAGAAGGCCGAGCCAGAAGAUGACCUGGAGUACUUUGAGUGCUCGAACAUCCCCGUGUCUGCAGCAAAGCACAGACCAGAGGCAGGUUUUGAAAGGGAGAUCUGCAAGCAGAUGGAAAAGGGAGGGCCUGGAAUCUUCCCUGACAAUCCCGGGCUGUGCUCCAUGGACAAGUGCCCCAGCAGCGAGAGUCCCCUGGCUGGCAUCUGCCUCAGCGAGUCCGAGAAGGCGGCCGUGCUCACGCUCAUCAGGGAGGAGAUAAUCACCAAGGAGAUGGAGGCCAACGAGUGGAAGAAGAAAUACGAGGAGAGCCGGCAGGAAGUGCUGGAGAUGAGGAAAAUCGUGGCUGAGUAUGAAAAGACCAUUGCCCAGAUGAUAGAGGAUGAGCAGAGGACAAACAUGACAUCUCAGAAGAACCUGCAGCAGCUCACAAUGGAAAAGGACCAGGCUCUGGCAGACCUGAACUCAGUGGAGAGGUCCCUGUCAGAUCUGUUCAGGAGAUAUGAAAACCUGAAGGGCGUCCUGGAAGGAUUUAAGAAGAAUGAAGAAGCUCUGAAGAAAUGUGCUCAAGAUUAUCUAACCCGUGUCAAGCAAGAAGAGCAGCGGUACCAGGCCCUGAAAGUCCACGCAGAAGAAAAAUUAGACAAAGCCAACGAGGAGAUCGCCCAGGUGCGCGCCAAGGCCCGAGCGGAGAGCGCGGCGCUGCACGCGGGGCUGCGCAAGGAGCAGAUGAAGGUGGAGUCCCUGGAGAGAGCCCUGCAGCAGAAGAACCAGGAGAUUGAGGAGCUGACCAAGAUCUGCGAUGAGCUGAUAGCAAAACUGGGGAAGUCCGACUGAGCCUCAGCACCCCUUGCCCAGCACUCUGCACUUGGCUGCUUUUCUCGUGACGUCGAGCACCUUGCCUUACCCCGGAGUCCCCGCGGGAGAGCUCACGUGCCCAGCCUGCCUGCCAGGCCUGAGGCUCCUGAGCAGAGCCGCUCCUCUCACUCCCCCUGUCUGCUUCCCACAGCUCUGGGGCUCUGUGGUCAGCCUGGGCCUGCCUGUCCCUCCCAGGGCCUGCCUGUCCCUCCGUGCCAGUGCCACCUCUCAGGUUGGAGGUGACAGCCUGGGCUCUGUCCCCCUCGGUUGGCUGGGUCUAGUUGUGUCCCCACCACACUUUGUCACUUACUGUCCUGUCGUGCUCAGCGGGGCAGGUCCAGCCCCGUGCUAGGUCCUGCCCUGGGAUGUGGGUGGUGGCAGGGGUGCACUGCUGGCUCUGGCCCUGGGAAAGGGGAGCUGGCACUGGGAUGGCCGGGCUCUGCUUGGUGGGUGAAGCACAGCACAGCAUCUCCCUGUCCCUGGCUGUGCCAGCCUCAGAGGAAGGGAGCUGACAUCUCUGCAUUUGUGCACUUUAUGAGCAUUUAUGGGCACUUGGGCUCUCUGCUCACUCCUUCCAGACAGGCACGGUGCUGACACAAGGCACGACUUGUUCCCCCCUAGAGCACUGAAACAGUCACGUAACCUGAGUAACUUCGGUCCUCCCAGGGGAGAGUCCGGGUGAGGGCAGGCAGGAGGUUUCUGCACCAAGAGGUGUUUGAGAAGCAGGGGAGGUGUUGGUUCUGGAGAGCAGGGACUGCCUGUCCGUCCUGCCCGUGGCCCCUGCGGGGUUGGGUGACCUCCUGCUGGACACGGACAGAGCCAGGGCUGUUGCUGUUGAGUGCCUGUGCCAUGGUGAGAUCAAGGUUCCAUUUCAGAGGCUGCAGGAGGAAGGAGGUGAACCCUGAGCUGCCUCGUGGCUGCUGCAGUAACUGCAGGGCUGGAGGAUUCUUUGCCUUGAAUGGAUAGGUAUGAAAUAAGGGAAAUAUUUUCAGUUUGGAUUGUUUCCUGCCCAGCCUGUUGAACACUUUCACAAACCUUUUUGCUGCUACCUUUUUCUAACAGAAUUGAGCUCUUUUCCUUCUAUUUUCUAAUUCCCUAUGUUGAGCAUGCAGGGCGAACACCUGUUUAAGCCAGAGCCAUACACUUGAUUUUGUUUUAUUAGUUAUAUAAUAUAUAGAGGGUUUAUUCUACACUUAAGCAAAGGUGUCAGCAGCCUGCCCCAGCACGCAGCUCCCCUGCUGUUCCCCACUCCCAGUUAUCCCAGUAACCGACUGGUCACAGGAGCCAGUGGCUGACACCGCUCAAAGCAGUGCACCCGUUGCUUGUGCUGGAUAUUCACCCUUUGCACGGUUGACAGAAAAGAAAACCCCUCUUUGCCCCUCUCUUUUUAACCACUUUGACCUCCCCACAUGUCCCUCUCCUGGGCUGGUGAAAAAGCUUCAUUAGAACGAUCAAGGACUAUUUCUGCUGCCCUUGGGGAGUCAGUGCAGGAAAACCCCUGAGACCAGAGAUUGCUUGGGCAGUUGGAUUUCUCUCUUGAGGAAGCAAAAUGCAGCAUUGCAAAACCUCAGAGCUGGUUCAGAGCUGGUUCAGAGCUGGUUCAGGGCUGGUUCAGAGCUGGUUCAGGGCUGGUUCAGGGCUGGUUCAGGGCUGGUUCAGAGCUGGUUCAGAGCUGGUUCAGAGCUGGUUCAGAGCUGGUUCAGAGCUGGUUCAGGGCUGGUUCAGAGCUGGUUCAGGGCUGGUUCAGGGCUGGUUCAGGGCUGGUUCUGGGCACAGGGGCACCGUUCUGCCCGCAGUGCCGCUGUGCAGCUGGCAGAGCCCAGGUGUGGGAGGGAGGCAGGUCCCAGGUGGGGACUGUGGCAGCCCUCAGCCUUCUGCUUUGCUCAGGGCCAUGAUGCUCACCUGCUGUCAGGUCAGUCUCUCCUUGGGGCAUUGCUGUGGCCCUUGGAGCUGAUGGAUAAUUGCAGAAGUUUAGAUUUCACCACUCAGCACUUCCCCCAGCCCCUGACCUGCACACAGCGCUCACCAGUGCAGCUUUCCCUGCGGGCUGUGUGCGAAGCACGGCUCCUCAGUGAUACCCCACGGGGCACAGGCCAUCCCUCCUGUCCCAGUGUCCCUCCCCAGUGUCACCCGGCCCUGCCGUGCUGCUCCCGGUGCUGUUCCUGUGCCUGUCCGCAUACACCCCAGUCUGGGCAAAGAAGAUUCCUACGGAAUGAUUUAUUAACUAUAAUAUGGGUAUAGUUCCAUAUAUAUAAAUACAUGUAUAAUGGGUAUAGCUAUAUAAAAUAGAAGUUUGCCAACAGGCAGGAUGGUUGCACCUCGUGUGCCACGCUCAGACGUGCUGAGGUGAUGGUGUCCCCAUGCCUGGCGCAGGGAAUGGCGGCUCCCUGCACGUGGUGUCACAGCUGGGUGUGUUUGUCCUCUGUUUCUUGCAGUAGACUUUAAAUGCCCCUUCUGGCAGCAGCAGGCCCUGCCCCUGCUGCUGCGUUGCUGUUUGCAGUGUGUGUUUGCCAGCAGAGCUGUCUGUAACCAAGUGCCAACCAGUAACCCCCAACUACUGAUCUCUUCCCCUGUCCCUCCACUGUGGCCUCCCCCAGGCAGGAACUUCCUCUGCCUUGACUCCUGCUCCUCUGCUUCCAGCCAUGUGUGUAACUGCCAUCGCCAUCGAUUUUAUAUGUAUGACAAUUUCCCUUUUAUAUGUCAGGUAAAUAUUUGUAAGAGUUAUACUCACACAAAUGAGAUUAUUAUAAUGAUUACUAAUAUAUUUUUUCCAUGUUUCAUUGCCUGAGUAAAAACUGUGUUUAUCACUCU